GUCCUAUCGCAUUUGCAACCCCUGGAAUUCUUUCUUGUGAGGCAUUCCGCGACAUCGAGUAACACUUUGUCCUGUUAUCCUCGGCUGCCAAAUUUUAUCGCUCCUGCGUCCUGCUGAACUUUGAUUCACCUGUCAACUCUCUCUCGACCCCCCGAUCCGCGCCCCUUACCUGUGCCCAUCUUGCCGAGCGACUCGACUCUCAACAACAACUUCGUGCUGCAACCGUCGGCCGCGUCCGUCCUUAUCAAGCGACUCGAUCCCUCCUGAGCUUUUCAGUCUCGAGGCAUGACUGGCACUUCGAACCAGUCUAACCGUACAAGUCCGCGGUCCUAUAGCACCUCUCAGCGCACGCCCUCCGCUUCAUCGUCGGGCGCGUCACCUCCACACCAGCCGCUUUCUUCUUCUUCUCAGGCGCCCUCGACGGCCCAGAAUGCGAUGUCGACCGACGUGUAUCACCCCUCCGCGUCGCAGGUUGCGAACCCUCUAGGCCCCGAUUUCUCGUCCUAUUCCUUCUCGCCACUCAGCCCCUCCUCUUCCUUCGAUAACGCCCCUCCACAUACUUCCUCGUUUGAUACUGUGUCAUCUGCCGCCAUGCGCCUCGCUGAGUCGGAUCGGUCGGCACAGAACCUCAACGGCUUCAUCCGACAAGCCGAUGUGGUGGGCGGUGGCGCGAUCUUGAUGCGAAAGCUUCCCAAGAAUAUGAGUCGCGAGGCCUUGCGCAGCAUGUUUCUAUUUUCUAACGAACUGUUGGAUGCUGAUUUCGUACAUUCCGACCUUGCAGAGGACAAGGGGUUCCUAAGUGCGAUCGCGCGCUUCAGCAGCUUGUCGGCAGCGGAAGAGGCGCGAGCGUUGCUCGAUGGCAAGCCGAACUCGAAGAACGACGCCACCAUGGUAGUCGACCUUUACAACAAUGGCCCGUCGGCCCCAUUCAUCCCCCGGCGCAAUACAAUUGACCAUUCUGCUAGCCGCCUGCUAGGGAACGGACCAUCGACGCGACAGUCGCGUUUCAAUGGUACCUUCCAGACAAUGGAGAAGUUAUCAUCAGUUAAUCCAGCCGGCUCUUCCGCCAAUGAGUCCCUUCCGCCGUCCUCCGAAGCCAACUCACGCCUCCAUAAUAUCUUCGCUCCUCAGUCGCCGCUCGGUAAUGGAGUCCCUGAGUUUCCUCGCAUAAGCGGCAAGUCCAUGAUCGAUCAAGAUAUUGAUGAGGAUACCGGAGAGCUGCUGAAGGAUCCGGUCGGCUACGCUGAAAAUGGACACACUGGGUCCGUCUCGGUUCCGCGACGAUCUACCAAUCCCCAAAUUCCCACCAGCCACUUCGCCAACCUGUCACUGACCACAAACAUCACGUCCCCGCCAGUGCAAAACUACACCCCUGGUGGUUCCUCGCACUUGAACGUUUCAACCCCAUCCUCGGCCUAUCCUCAGGCUAUGAAUGGGACCGUGGCAAAUCCUGCGUUUCCCUAUGGCUCCCAGCAUACAGCCCGCCACAGCUUCCCGGCUGCCAACCCGAACGACAUGAACCCGCCUUGUAACACCCUGUAUGUGGGCAACCUCCCACCAGACACCCAAGAGGAGGAACUCAAAGCUCUAUUCUCGAAACAGCGCGGUUACAAGCGCCUCUGUUUCCGGAACAAGCAGAACGGGCCCAUGUGCUUUGUGGAGUUUGAGGAUGUACGCACCGCUGGCAAGACUCUCAACGAACUCUAUGGCUACAAACUCUCCAACAGUAUCAAAACGGGAAUACGUUUGAGCUUUUCGAAGAAUCCGCUUGGUGUUCGGUCUGGACAACAAGGCUCUAUGAGUUCGUCUAGUUCUCUUGCGGCGCAAGGUGCUAUGCAAGGAAACACUGGCGUUAGUGGGAUAUCGAGCCAUAUGUUCUCGACGGUCAGCGGACCACCUCCUGGCUUGUCUACGCCACCUGGCUUGGCGCCUCCAAUGGGGCUUAGAAACAACGGUGUUAUGCAUCCCUCCGGCUAUUCUCAUGGACAUGUACCUAUGAACGGGAUGAGCGGAAUGAACGGCUCCUUCAAUCCCAACCCAGGUUUGGGAAUUCGAGGGAACCCCCUGAACCCGGUGAUGAUGCCACCUCAACCCUUACACAACGGUGCAGCGAACGGCGGUAAUGUUGGACAACGCUCAGGCAACGCUACCCCGAACUAUCCCGAUUACAUGAUGGGGCGCUAAAACGACACGAUGUUUUGUACGGGACCAACGUCCGACAUGUUUGAACGAAUACUGGUAUAUCCGGCGCAUUAGGGGACUUUGUUUGUUUUUACCGGCUAGACAGCAUUUGGAGGGUCUCCUGCCCCUCAGGAGUAAGGAUAUUCGGACUAUGAACUUCUUCGGCUCGCUUCUUAAGGUUACUUCUGCUUG
Molecule: messenger RNA, 2373 nt
Organism: Aspergillus versicolor CBS 583.65
Lineage: Eukaryota; Fungi; Ascomycota; Eurotiomycetes; Eurotiales; Aspergillaceae
Product: RNA-binding protein
Exons: 1
Coding region: 286-2184 (632 amino acids)
Molecular function (GO): mRNA binding
Source: RefSeq, a predicted model, not a curated record